This is a messenger RNA of Beta vulgaris subsp. vulgaris (sugar beet), 1365 nucleotides long. RefSeq lists its product as uncharacterized. The transcript has a single exon. The record is from RefSeq and is a predicted model, not a curated record. Bases 60 to 1079 code for a protein of 339 amino acids. Lineage: Eukaryota; Viridiplantae; Streptophyta; Magnoliopsida; Caryophyllales; Amaranthaceae.
AAACCCACAAUGAAUGAAACAGAGCAAAAACCCCAUACUCCUCUGUUUUUUCCUUUGCAAUGGCAUCCAAUGCAAGAUUCUUUUUCUUCUUGCUCUUAGUCCUUUCUUUUUGUCUUCAAACCCAUGCUAGAGAUACCAAAUUAUUUAGCAAAGUGACCAAAAAUACUAAGGAACACAAAGAAUCCAUUAGCGUAUCUCCUGCACAAGCACCAACACUAGCUCCAGCACCAUCCCCGGAAUCCGAAUUCAUCGAACACGGGUAUGGUCUUUACCAGAACUAUGAAUACCCUCCUACCACCACAAACCCAACCAACACCGGCAAAUUUGGCAAAGAAAAGUAUGUUCCUGCUCAAGAGCUAAGCAAGAACAACUUUAAUGAGUUUGAGAUGGCAUAUUCCAAUAACAAUUUCCAUGAUAAUGGUAAUGGAAAUGGGAAUACCAAUACGAAAGAGUAUGUUAAUGAGAAGCACGGAAUGAGCGAUACUCGAUUUAUGGAGAAUGGGAAUAAGUACUAUUAUGAUGUUAACCAGGAUGUUAAGGAUGAGAAUAGGAAUGAGUAUGUGAGCGAGAGGCAGGGGUUAAGUGACACUAGGUUUUUGGAGAAUGGGAAGUACUAUUAUGAUAUUAGUGAAGAAACAGCAGAGAAGGAAAGAAAUGGUCAUUUCCACAUUAUCAACAAUGCAAAUGGGGAUGAAUAUGAGAAUUUACGAGACGAGAGCGAUACUCGAUUUAUGGAGAAUGGGAAAGACUUUGAUGAUACCAACGAGGAGGAAGAAGCAGCAGCUAAGUUUGGCAAAAAUGGUCAUUUUGAUGCUAACAACUAUGAGCAUGAGAAUGAAAACAAGUACAACUUCAACAAUAAUAACGUUGAAUAUGCUGAUAGUUACUAUGGAAGUGGGAAAGGGAAUGGAAAUGGAAACAAAGGGUAUGAUUACAAAGGAAAUGAGUAUCAUGUGAGACAAGGAAGUGGAAAUAAUAAUUAUAGAAGCCCAAAGAAGUUUCCUAAUGAGUACGACACUAUGGAAGAGUAUGAUAGGGAACAAGGGUACAUUGAAGGUAAAGAUGAGUAUGUACCAUGAUUAUAGAUGAUUGAUGUCCAAGUAAAAAAAUUAUAGUUGGGGAAGAAGGAUAAAGGUUUAAUAGAUUUUGUUAUACUUUGAAUUUGUUGUUAAGUUAUCAUGAUGUAUGUGGCAUCUCCGGCAAUUUUGGCUUUGAGUUAUUUAUUGUAAAAGCUAAAAUUAGCCAUAGUUUAUGUAUUUUACCUAUGUGGCAAAUGCAAGUUUGGAAAGAAAUUUUCCAUCAUGUUUUUAUUGAAGGGAACCUUCAUAUUUUAUGAAAUGAUCCUAAAAAAUUAGUUAGUGUUUA